UCAAUGCCUUCCAAUCCAUUUGCAUCAAAAAUUCCCUUCAUUGUUGAUUACAAUGUAGUCCUAGCCACUCCUUUAUUUAGUUCACCUUUUAGCACGUCAACUUCAUCUCCACCAUCGCUUUUCAUUUCUGGUCCAGCAUCAACUACUAACAAUCAGGUAGUUGCAAACCCAUUUGGAACACUCCCUCCACUGCCUCAAUUGUCAAUUGGUCGACAUUUGAAUGUUGUUGAUAAACCUGCUGCAGUACGAAUUUCACCCUUAUUGACUCCAAGACAGUCGUCACUAAGGUCAAUUAGGUAUAAGAAUCAUAGUUUGAAGAUCAGUCAGAAACCAAAUGGGGUUCAUGAAGAUCAUUCUUUUCAAAAAGAUGAUUUUUAUUUGACACUUGGUGGACACAGAGCUGGUGAGGCUGUCAUUAUGUCUGUCUGUCCCUCUCUCCUAUGCUUCAGUUUUCAAUAUGAAAGUCGUGUGGUUCUUAUGCGCAUUAUUGCAAUGAUAGUCAUGACUUGUAUAAGAAAGAUAUAA
This is a messenger RNA of Quercus robur (English oak), 525 nucleotides long. RefSeq lists its product as uncharacterized. The coding region runs from base 4 to 525 and encodes 173 amino acids. NCBI's taxonomy places the organism in Eukaryota, Viridiplantae, Streptophyta, Magnoliopsida, Fagales, Fagaceae. The record is from RefSeq and is a predicted model, not a curated record. The transcript is spliced from 2 exons.